CUGAUUCAGUUUUACUGCCAUUAACUACCUAUUAUUGAGUAUUAUAGCAUUUAGUUCAUUGCUGGUUUAUAUGUGAUGAUUGUCUAUAAUAUUAUGGUUUAGACGUUAAUAGUUAACAAUAUUAAAUAUUUCCUUUUACCUAUUUCAUUUAUUUGAAAUAUUAUAGUAAAUUUAGUUCAGUCGUUAUAGGAUAAAAUGGGUGCAUUUACUAGUCGACAAAGCACUAGAGUUGAAGAAGUGGACAACAACUCAAAUAAUGCUUAUAAAUAUCCACCCAAAUCUGGAAAUUAUUUUAGCACUCACUUUAUUAUGGGCGGUGAAAAAUUUGAUACACCACAACCAGAAGCAUAUUUAUUUGGAGAAAAUAUGGAUUUAAAUUUUUUCAGUAAAUGCCCUACUACAUUUCCAUACCCGCCUCCUGAGGUAGGGGAACCUACUAAACCGUUAAAAAGUUUGGUAAAUAUUAGAAAAGAAUCAUUGCGUUUUAUACGUACUGAAGAAGGUAAAACUAUAUUCAAUAUAGAAUUUACUUUUGAUUGCGAUUCUCCGUGUUCAAUAACAAUAUAUUAUUUCUGCACUGAAGAUUUUACACCAAGCGGGGUUUCUUUUAACUGUCGUGAUCCAUCGAUGACAUCUGAAGUUUAUCACUAUAAACGAGGUUCAAAUCAACAAUUUAUUCAACCAUUGCAUAUGUUUGAUCCUAGUAUAUACAGUACUGAGGACUUAACCUAUGCAUUUAACAAAGAAGUUAUUCCAAUUGCUAUACAUUGUGUUGCUCAUGAUACUUCUGAAGAAACGCGACAGUCACAUACCACAAUUGCAGUGGUUGAACAAUAUUCAGAUGGUUCCUACAUUUUAAAAGCUUUAAAACAAAAAUUAUUUGUAGAUGGAUUAUGUUACUUGCUGCAAGAAAUAUAUGGCAUUGAAAAUAAAACACCCGACCUAAAAGAUUCUGGAGAUGAAGAUUUAGAAGAUGGUAGUUCAGAAUGCGUAAUUUGUAUGAGUGAUAUGCGUGACACAUUAAUCUUACCAUGUCGUCACUUGUGUUUAUGUCAAUCAUGUGCAGACUCUUUAAGAUAUCAAGCUAAUAAUUGUCCAAUAUGUCGAGUUCCAUUCCGUGCUCUUUUACAAAUAAAAGCCUUACAAAAAACAUUGGAUAAUAAUCAUAGAAUUGAUUUACGUACUCCUUAUGGCUAUGAAACUGUUCCUUUGAUUGAAGCUCUCAAUGGUCCAAAUUUUCGACGAUAUAGUAAUGCCACUAAAGUUCCAAGUGAUCCUUUACUAGAAUCUUCACCUGAUAGCCAAUGUGCUGGACUCACUAUGUCUAAAAUGAGUUUAGACAGACUUUCCAGAAAAAAAUCGUGCAGCCUAGAUUCACAUGGUGAAUCAUUAAGCCUUAGUGAUAAUUCUUUAAGUUCUAAUGCAGCUGCAUCCAACAGUGAUAAAUCAUCUAAAGCUUCUAAUAAGGAUGAAAUAAAACCUAAAAUUCCAAUUAAGUGUAAAGAUAAAGUGAGAGUAAUUAAUGAAAAAGCAAAUCCUGAGGAAGAGACUCAGGAUGAAGAUAGUGAAGCAGAAAAAAUGUCUCCAUUGUUGGACUCAGAGAAAAGUAUUGAAAAGAAAGUUGAACAUCCCCAACCUGUUAUAGUUGAAAAAAAAGAAAUUAAUGUUAUACUUAAUCAUGGCGCAGAAGAUGCUGAGUGUUAUGGUGAAUGUGCUGCAAGAAUGCUAGUUACACAUCAAAAUGAAAAGCCUCAACUAUCAAUAUCUCAAGAAAGAGUGUCAUUACCUGGCACUCCAAUGAGUACUGUAAGUCAACGUUCAAGUGGUGAAAGUUAUACUUCAGUUGGUUCUUCUCGUUUGUUAUUAGCUGCAUAUGAAAAAACUACACCUGUAUAAAUUUAAAAAACCAUGUUUAUUUGAUGAAAUUAAUUUUCUCUCCAUUAUUUAUAAUAUAUACUCUAACCUAAUUAUAAUUAACUGUACAAACUUUGAAUUAUAUAAGAUAACUAUUUUAAAGUAUAUUUAAAAUAAAAAUAAUAAAUAAUAUUUAAAAUUAAGAUUGUAUUAAUAAUAUGUAAAUUUUAUACAAAAUGUAUUAUGUUAUACUUAUAUAAAGCUCCUAAAGAAUUUUAAAAUUGUUAAAUUAUUACUAUAAAUAUUGUAAGUGUAUGAAUCUCACUAUUAAAUUGUAUAAUAUAUUUUAAUCUAUUAAAGAAAUCUGUCAUAAGACAUAUAUCAUAUAAGGUAACUUAACCAAACAUUUUUAUUUUUUUUUAAAGACAACCUAACAAAUUCAAUAGGAGUUUUAAGGUUGAUUAUAUUACUUUGGGGCUACAAAGAUAACUUACAUAGUUAAUACUUAAUUAUAAUGAUACUAGCAUCAAUACAUCAUAUUUUACAUUCAUCAAAUGUCCUAUCCCUUCAACUUUGGCCAUUUCAAUUUUUAUCCACAGUACAUUUCUUAAUUAAUUCAUUUCGAUUCUGCUUCCAAUUAAUCUUUUAAUUACUUCUGACCAUACGCAUUCUUUGUCGACAUUUGUGGUCCAAUGACGACUUCCUAAUUCUUACUCUGUAGCAAAAUAAAGAUAACCCCCCCUCCCCUCACCCAAUUGAGGAUUCCUGAUCUCGCCACUGCCUAUUACAAAGUAUUCGGAAAAUAAAAUAUUAAAAUGUACCAAUAAUGUAUAAAUACAUGAUUUAACUUUGUAAUAUUAUGUAUACAAUAUAUUACAUGUAUUAUAUAUAUUUUAUUCAUAAUUGUAUAAUUCAAUGAUAAUAUUUUAUGAUUUUAUGCGUAUUAUUGCAUAUAACCUAUGUGUAAAAUGUAAAUAUAGUCUUUCCAAACACUAUAUGUAUAAUAUCUUACAAUGUAUUUUAUAUAGAAGCAAA
This is a messenger RNA of Metopolophium dirhodum (rose-grain aphid), 2889 nucleotides long. It is a transcript of the gene Mrgn1, whose product is annotated as E3 ubiquitin-protein ligase MGRN1. Gene Ontology annotation, molecular function: ubiquitin protein ligase activity. The coding region runs from base 196 to 1896 and encodes 566 amino acids. The record is from RefSeq and is a predicted model, not a curated record. The transcript is spliced from 12 exons. Gene Ontology annotation, cellular component: cytoplasm. Gene Ontology annotation, biological process: protein ubiquitination. Lineage: Eukaryota; Metazoa; Arthropoda; Insecta; Hemiptera; Aphididae.